CCACCCUGUCUAUUACAUUACUGGAAAAAAUGGCGACGAGUGCACUGCGGCUCUCGCUGCGACUUUUCACCCAAAAUGCGGGUAAAAUGAGCCGUAACAUCGGCCCGAAAACACCUAACAUAUCCAGGUCGACUCUGAACAGGACCGUAGUAUCAACAGCGUCGGGGGCAAUCUUACCGAAACCAGAUAAAACACCAUUUGGUCUUAUUCGCAUGACAGUCGUGGUGGUGCCUUUCCUGUACGUGGGAACUCUGAUCAGCAAGAACUUUGCCGCUCUCUUGGAGGAGCAUGACAUCUUUGUCCCUGAAGACGACGAUGACGAUGACUGAGCUAACUCCAGAAAAGAAAUGGGUGCUUUGCAAUAUUGACUGAGCAAACCAGCCAGCACAAGGAAGAUGGGGAAAAUGGGGCACAUCCAAAUACAUCCCUCCACCUCCACCUCCAUCUAUCCUCCCUAUCUCCUCUGCUAUUUAUGUUGCUUUGGCCAAUUUUUGGUUUGUUUGAAAUCUCAUAUCAUGUGAGGCUAUCAAAACUACAAGUUAUGCCUUCACUCUUGUUUGCAUGUUUGUCUGUCAACUCAAUAAAGGGAGUCGAUUACACAUGAA
Molecule: messenger RNA, 605 nt
Organism: Cottoperca gobio
Lineage: Eukaryota; Metazoa; Chordata; Actinopteri; Perciformes; Bovichtidae
Gene: smdt1b
Product: single-pass membrane protein with aspartate-rich tail 1b
Exons: 3
Coding region: 30-329 (99 amino acids)
Biological process (GO): mitochondrial calcium ion homeostasis; calcium import into the mitochondrion
Cellular component (GO): uniplex complex
Source: RefSeq, a predicted model, not a curated record